Messenger RNA from Aspergillus vadensis CBS 113365, 1093 nucleotides. Its product is annotated as SUR7/PalI family protein. Gene Ontology annotation, cellular component: membrane raft; cell cortex; plasma membrane. The coding region runs from base 66 to 785 and encodes 239 amino acids. The record is from RefSeq and is a predicted model, not a curated record. The transcript is spliced from 4 exons. Gene Ontology annotation, biological process: fungal-type cell wall organization; cortical actin cytoskeleton organization; septin cytoskeleton organization. NCBI's taxonomy places the organism in Eukaryota, Fungi, Ascomycota, Eurotiomycetes, Eurotiales, Aspergillaceae.
CGACUCAAUAGCGAACUCAGAAAUCUUGACAAAAUACCGUUACAAUGGCUCUCAGCAGAGUUGCAAUGGGCUUCCUAGGCCUGUUCUUCACGGCCGGUGCUCUUCUGUUGAUGUUCCUGACCUUGUUGGGCGGAGCGAGAAACUCGCGUCCUCUGAACGAAAUCUUCUUCCUGCAGGUCGACACAAGCAAUAUUCCAGGUGCACCAUCCUUAUCUCGCUGGACUUUCUGGGAGAUAUGUGCAGUGUCGGCGAAUGGAAAGAACCAAUGCGGAUCGUCUUACCCAGACUUCCCAUUUGAUCCCCCGAGCCGGCGCAACUUUGGCACGACUGAGAAUAUUCCCUCUGCUUUCAUCGGCACGAACCACUACUUCCUCACAUCUCGGUUCUCGUUCCCCUUCCUUAUCAUCGCGCUCUUCUUCGGCGUGGUGUCGCUGUUCACUGGGUUCCUGGCCAUGUGCACGCGCAUUGGAAGCUAUAUCUCUUCGCUGAUGGCUUGGAUCGCCCUGAUUUUCCAGAUCAUCACGACUUGCCUUAUCACUGCCGUCUACGUCCAAGGACGCAACAAGUUCAACGCCAAUGGCCAGAGCGCCAGCGUGGGUGUCAAGGCUUUCGCUUUCAUGUGGACCGCUGUGGCUUGCCUGCUGCUUGCAUGCAUGUUCUAUUGCAUGGGUGGUGCUGUCGGGCGCAAGGAGAGGGGAUACAGUGGCCGUGAGCACCGUCGCCGGGGCUUCUUCUCGUCCGCACGCUCAAACAGCGUAAGAAGCAACAAGGAGACUGCGCCAUAAAUCCGACAUGGUCUUCUUCCUUUGAUAUUAUUCAGGAAGAAUUGAAAAAAACUGGGCUAUAGUACUUCGUCAAUACCUACUAUAGUACGCCGGCCUCCGCCAAUUGUUUACCUAUCGGCCGCAAGCCUUAUACUCGCCCCGUCAACACCGAAGGGUGCGUCUACCGGAGUAUGGAUCUGAUUGUUUAUGACUUGUUCUUUGCGGGUUGAGUAACCACGCCCUCCUGUGCGAGCGAAUCAAGUGGGCUCAUCCGCGCAUGCUAACAUUAAUGUCUCUUUGAUGAUGGAUGUCUGUCUGUUUAACUCGGC